UUUCACCUGCUUGCCACUUUUUGUUCUGGUUUCAGAGUAAAACGAAACAGGACAAUGAAAUUAAGACUUUGAAGGAAAGAUUAGCAUCCAAGGAGCUUGAACUAAUAGAGUUAAGAGAGAAGUUGACGAAGUCUGAGGAAGAAAAAAUGGCCACUUUGGGUAAAGCUCAACAAGAGGGUGAUAUCAAAAGUCUGAUGGAGAAAAUAGCGUCGAAGGAAGCAGAACUCAGAGAACUAGGAGAAAAAUUAACGAAAUCUGAGCAAGAAAAGUCAGACGAGCUUGGCAAGGUAUGGGAGACAAUGACUGAGCUACAAUCAGUAAUUGAGGAUCGCGGAAAAUCUAUCGACAAGCUUGAAAAAGAGUUGAAAGACCAAGAGGCGAAACACAACAGACAGAAGAACACUCUCGAGCAGACGGUCGCUAAGAUGAAGGAAGUGAUGGAGAGGAAGGGAGGAGACGCGAACAAAGUCAACGCUAGGGUCGCUGAGCUCGAGAAAGAGCUAAAGGAAAAGACGAAGAGCGCCGAGAAGCUCGUCAAAGCGUCGGAGAAACGUGAAAAGGAAGUCGAUGCGCUGAAACGCGCGCUUCAAGACCAGGACCAGGUAAUGGAGGAACAACAAGAUGCACUGACCGAGCGACAGCUGGAGAUAGAGUCCCUCACAGAGGAGUUGCGUACACUUAAGGACCAGAACACAUCCACAAAUUCUCUCUCCGCCGAGAUUCGCCGACUAGAAGGCACGCUAUCCGUUUACAUCGAGGAAAAGGACCAGCUACAGCGGGAGCUCGAUGCGCUCAGGAAGACAGAGGCGGGAAUCGAGGUGUCAAAGGUGGAGAUCAGUCGAGAUUACGAGAUUGAGAAAAGUGAGAUCUUGGUAAAGCUGGAGCAGAAGGAAGGAGUGAUCGCCAAGAUGAAGACCCAGCAGAAGAGCUCCGACUCGGCCGCCGCCAAGGAGAAACGGCUGCUUAAACAGCAGUUAAAGGAGAAAGAAUUCGAGAUCAACAAACUCAACGAGAACUUGGAAAAGGUUAGGAUCGAUAGUUGUUGUUUUUUCUGGUGACACACUCGUCACGUGACUGUAGCCUUGAGCUUUUAUUGGUCCAUGGCAUGCAACUGUUACUGACUUGAGCACAUAAUGGUAACAAGGUAUACCCUUUUCCGUAGUUUGGAUGAGUAUUGAAAAUGACCUUAAUUGGAGCAAUGCCUCUGUAUUGGUCUCUUUUCCAUUCUUUGCUAGAGUUUAAAGUUAUGGUAAAGGUGAUAAGGUGGGAUAUGGUUAAACAAUUGCCGUAGCAAGUUUUUGAAACUAUGAUC
Molecule: messenger RNA, 1312 nt
Organism: Nematostella vectensis (starlet sea anemone)
Lineage: Eukaryota; Metazoa; Cnidaria; Anthozoa; Actiniaria; Edwardsiidae
Product: cingulin-like protein 1
Exons: 6
Coding region: 147-1058 (303 amino acids)
Source: RefSeq, a predicted model, not a curated record